Molecule: messenger RNA, 444 nt
Organism: Brassica rapa (field mustard)
Lineage: Eukaryota; Viridiplantae; Streptophyta; Magnoliopsida; Brassicales; Brassicaceae
Product: glutathione S-transferase T3-like
Source: RefSeq, a predicted model, not a curated record
AUGAAGCUAAAACAAGAGAAAAAAGUAGCGGUCAAAAAGGGGAAUGAUGUUCUCAAACUAUCUCAUGAAAUCUUAUUCAACAACCAUAAAAAGAAAUUCAGUCUUGAACAUGCUUGGAAGGAGCUGCGCAAUGACAAGAAAUGGUGUGACCUUUCUACUUCUAAAACUGAUGGAAACGCUAAAAAGAGGAAGUGUGAUGACGGUGCACAAUCAUCAAGCUCUCACGCAAAUGAAACCAACAUUGCUGAAGAUGACCAAGGAACCAAUCGUCCACCGGGUGUUAAGGCAGCAAAAGGGCAUGGUAAGAAGACGAUGGUAGAGGGGAAGGCACUGUCUGAGUUUCAGAGUAUGUGGUCCAUUAAACAGAAGGAUUUGGCAAUGAAAGAAAGACUGUCAAAGAUGAGUCUGCUUGACAGUAUAAUUGCAAAAAAAAAGAACCGCUAG